Messenger RNA from Mucor velutinosus, 1719 nucleotides. RefSeq lists its product as uncharacterized. Gene Ontology annotation, cellular component: nucleus; cytosol. The transcript has 4 exons. Bases 1 to 1719 code for a protein of 572 amino acids. The record is from RefSeq and is a predicted model, not a curated record. Lineage: Eukaryota; Fungi; Mucoromycota; Mucoromycetes; Mucorales; Mucoraceae. Gene Ontology annotation, biological process: protein deubiquitination. Gene Ontology annotation, molecular function: cysteine-type deubiquitinase activity.
AUGAUGUACAUCAGACCACAGGAGUAUUAUGACAAUCUAGCCAAAAGAUUAAACGAAAGCGAAUUGGCAAAGACUUCAAAAGUUGCAGACAUAUGCCUAGCAUCUAGCAUUGAAGCAGAUGACGACUCUUCACAUGUAUCCGGCCUAGUCAACACAGGAAAUACUUGUUUUAUGAACUCUGUAUUACAAGCACUAUCCUCCUUACCUCACUUGCACAAUUAUCUGGAACAUAUCAGUCAUAUUGCCACAGGAGUGCCAUUACCAGUAACUCGAUCUCUCUUGAAAACUAUCCGAUCACUAACCAAACCCUUGUACCGUCGCUCGUCUUUUCGCCCUGUGGAUAUUGUCACUGCAUUAUCGUCCAACAGACGAAUUAUCAGUCGCGAACAGCAAGAUGCACAAGAAUUUUUUCAGCUAGUGUCUAGUGCAAUGGACACAGAGGGACAAAGGGUUGCCAAAACAGAACAAUUGGGCGGUGGGUUAAAGGGUCUGCUGAAUCAAACGACUUUAAAAGGUGUCAUUCGACCUGAAUGGAUACAAAAGGUAUCAUCUCAUUCCAAUACACAAGACAAGAUGGCGAUGAUAAUUGUGAAUGAUCAUUUGGAGAACCCGUUCACGGGGCUAUUGGCGAAUCGAUUAUCCUGCAUGCAGUGUGGUUAUACAGGUGCAAUUCGACACUUCUCUUUCAACAACAUACAGCUCAAUGUCCCUAAUAAGUAUACGACAACAUUGGAAGAAUGUCUAUCGCAGUUCACAUCCAUGGAAUAUCUGCAAGAUGCAAGCUGUAGAAAAUGCUCGUUUGAAACCACAGUAAAAGCAUUGGCAGUAGAGAUCGAAUCACUAAAGCAUCAAUCAAAGAAACUCAAGAACGACACCAAAAAGAAACGGGAGGCUGUAAUUCAGCUGGUUGCCAUGGAGAAAGCCAAACGAGAGUUGCAGCACAGAUUAAGCGUCGGAAGGAUUGAAGAGGAAGGUGAUCACGACAAGUUACCGCUGCUACGAUCGGUGAGCCGCAUGAGUAGUAAACAGGUCAUGUUGGCCAAACCACCCAAAAUUCUAUGCUUGCACAUUUCACGAUCUGCAUUCCUCAACACAGGUGCCAUUUACAAAAACACGUGUCAGCUCUUGUUUCCUGAAUACCUGGACAUAUCACCCUUCAGCACCAACGGCACAUUACACACACAACCCAACAUUCCCAUCUCUACACUGAACGAAAAGAGUGCGGACAAAGGCUUUUACUAUCGACUGAUGAGUGUCGUAGUGCAUUAUGGAAGCCAUAGCUUCGGUCAUUUUGUGGCAUUCAAGCGUCGCAUUUAUGCAGAUCAAUGUAAAUGCUACCAAUGUGCUGGAAAUGGCAACGUAUCAGCAAAUGAAAAAGCAGAACAUUGGAAGUGUCAAAACUCGUGGUAUAGAAUAUCUGACUCCAAAGUCGAUGAAUGUUCGAUCGAAGAUGUAAAGAGAUCCAAUCCCUACAUGCUGUUGUAUGAGCUUAUUAGCGAAGACGAUGUGGAUAUCGAUGCAAAGGAGAAUGAAGACGAGGGGUGGGUUGAAGAAGACAGCGAUGACCAGACUGAGAAUACAUCCAUAGAAGUUGACGUUCCUGAACAAGACGAUGCAACAACUAACAAUAAUACUACUUAUACUAAUAUACCAACGGAUGAUGCUGCCCAAGAGGCGUUACGCAUUGCCAAUGCUCUUAUGAUGGGAGAUCGCAAGUAA